This is a messenger RNA of Xyrauchen texanus (razorback sucker), 1169 nucleotides long. RefSeq names its product calcium load-activated calcium channel. NCBI's taxonomy places the organism in Eukaryota, Metazoa, Chordata, Actinopteri, Cypriniformes, Catostomidae. Gene Ontology annotation, biological process: endoplasmic reticulum calcium ion homeostasis. The coding region runs from base 105 to 671 and encodes 188 amino acids. The record is from RefSeq and is a predicted model, not a curated record. Gene Ontology annotation, cellular component: endoplasmic reticulum membrane; cytoplasm; endoplasmic reticulum. Gene Ontology annotation, molecular function: calcium channel activity. The transcript is spliced from 7 exons.
GAUGUCACCGUUUUAAUGCUGACGCUGAUGUUCACUCGAGCGUGUGUUUGAACCAAAAGUAUUGAGAUUUAACACAUAAUCACAAUCGUAAAACUUUCUCCAAAAUGAGCACAAUGUUUGCAGAUACGAUUCUGAUUGUGUUUAUAUCUAUUUGCACGGCAUUAUUAGCGGAAGGAAUAACAUGGGCUCUUGUAUACCGCACAGACAAGUACAAGAGACUAAAGGCAGAGGUUGAAAAACAAAGUAAAAAACUGGAGAAAAAGAAAGAGACAAUUACUGAAUCAGCUGGGCGUCAGCAGAAGAAAAAAAUUGAGAGACAAGAGGAGAAACUCAAGAACAAUAACAGAGACCUGUCCAUGGUACGGAUGAAGUCGAUGUUUGCCAUUGGCUUUUGCUUCACUGCAUUGAUGGGCAUGUUCAAUUCCAUCUUUGAUGGUCGUGUUGUGGCCAAGCUUCCAUUUGUCCCCUUAUCCUAUAUCCAAGGCCUCUCACACCGCAACCUACUUGGUGAAGAUUACACUGAUUGUUCAUUCAUCUUCCUCUACAUCCUGUGCACCAUGUCAAUUAGACAGAAUAUCCAGAAGAUGCUUGGUCUCGCUCCCUCUCGUGCAGCCACCAAACAGGCUGGAGGAUUUUUAGGACCACCUCCACAAGCUGCCAAGUUUUCAUAAAUAUUUGUACACAGUGAGAUCCCUACAUAGGAAGUGGACACCCUCUGCUGUACAUUGUGUGAACAACAGAGUUUGUUUGUCAGAUUGUGCAGCUACCAAUAUCUGUGGUGACCAAUGAAGUCAUAGAAUUGUCAGUCUUUUAUUAUUUUAUUUUUUGCUGUUUGUUUGCUUUUUCCCAUUUUUAGUUUUAGGUAAAUUACUACAUUUAUAAGUUAUAUGUAGUCAGAAGUUUUUAACUGAACAAUAUUGAGUAAACAGUUAUGAAUGUAAAUUCAUAUUAAUAGCAUUUCUGUAAAUGCUUCAAGUACAUUUACAAGUCAACUUACUGUAUCUGUUUAUCAGAGGUUUAAAAAUAUUUUGUAAUUUAUUAUCUUAUGAUUAACUACAAGACAUGCUAAUAAAUAUAACAUUAAUAUUGAGAUCCCGGGAUGUUUAAUUUUUGUUCAUUGACUAAUAAAAUUGUUGAUUACUGUGUACCCCCUGAAUUGUUAGAAUGUU